UAGUAUUUAAAUAACAAUACGGAUUGAACUUUUCAGCGUGAUUUUAUGAUUACAAAAAUACACUAUUGCCCAUUUUAGUAUGAAAAAAAAAACAGAAUCAAGACUCUAAUCUAGUUGCUAUCUUAUUAUAGAAACUGCCUAGUGAUUAAAGAAACAUUAGUCAAUGUGGGAAAUUAGAUUUCAUAAGCAUCUCAUCUCAUGUUCGCAUACAUAUAGUGUACGACUGUACGUAGUUGAUCUUUUUUUUUACGUAGUUGAUGAUUAUUGUCGCCACACAUAAAAAAAAAGAGUCUACUAGUGAAAUGUUUCAUCUUAUUCGGAGCUUUAAUUUUCCACUCAUGAUUCUAUAGACAUGUGAUACUUGAUUCCAAAACAUGAUUUUAUAUGAGGUGUAAUUUGCUCAAUCUAAGUAGAGGGUGAGUUUUUGGGUCACUUAUUAUUUUUUUAGAACAGUUAAAAUAUAUACUUAAUUUCCUAAAUUGAAUGGACUUUUUGGUUGCACCUGCACUAGGAGGUCUUCAUGCAAGAAACCCAAGUGCUAGUACUUAAAUUAAUUGAAACUUCACACUUGUUAAGUGAAUCUUAGCAUUGUGUAUAUCCCAUAGUAGCAAGAACCACCAUCAUAACUGCACAAGUGUGGCACUAACCACAAUAUCAAAAUGCAUGAAAAUGUGGCAAGAGAUAAUCAUAAUUCAAUAUAAUUAAUUUAUCCAACUAUUUGGAUUAGAACUAGUGUGACAUAUAUGAAUGAAUACUAGUUAUAAAGAGUAUAACUCCAUAACUAUAAAAGUUCCAUGAAAUAAAAUGGGCAGAUCAAAACCGAAAUCUCCUCCUCUUAGAUCAAGGCCGAGAGCUCGAGGUAAAGGCAUUGCGGUGGACUGUGUAUUUUUUUCAUUGAUACUUUUAAUAGUAAGAAUAUAAAUUUUAUUUUCUACUUUUCAAAUUCUAUUUUAUUUUUUUCAGAAUUUAGUUCUAAUAAACUUUCUAUUCAUUUCUCAGGUCAAUGACAUUCAAAUUCAUUAAAAAGGUGAAUCUGAAUUCAUUUUAGAUAAAAAUGCACAUGGUACUAUCAAAUUGAAACCAAAACAUAUGAGUAAUGCCAUGGUUAUCGGUUGUUUUUUCAUGAAUGUUAACUAAACAUAUGAGUAACCAUUUCUACUGUUAACUAAAUUAGUUUUGUGUUGAUUUCCAAUCUUGAUCCAUUGGUAUGUUGUGUUCCAUUGCAUACUCAUGCCUGCCGCUACAGUGUUCAUGUUACAGCAAAAAAAAUCUUUUUUUAUUUCAUUGACUUGUUGAUAGAAACAAGAUCGAGCAGAUAUUUCUCUAAAAAUAGACAAAUAGCCCCAUAUGUUACACAUCACGCAAUACUUACCAGCUUUGUGGUUAUCACAGCCCAAGCUAUUACUGCAAAUAAAGUCAGAUAUUACAUAUAGUCAUUACACACUGCACAAGAGAAAAGAGAUUAGAGGAAAGUAACAGGGGUGCUUGACAAGUUCUUGUGAGGAAAGCGUAGACUUUAGAAUAUGGUCGAUGGUGUAGGACUGGCAAGAGAAUGCGACGUAUAUCUUUGGGAAGACUUCCAAGGUAAUCGUAAACAUUCUCGGGAUAUCAAGUAUCGUGAUGGGUGUUGUGCUUUACAUAAUGAAUAACAUAAAAUAGUGUGGAAAAGCAAAGAUGAGCAGCAAAAUAUAAGAAAAAUUGAAUACAAAUGAUGCGAACAAUAAUUAAAUCUGAAUGAAACUUCACGCUUGUUAAAUGAAUUUUAGUAGAGUAUAUCCCAAAUUAGUAUGAACCAUCAUCAUAACUGCACAAUUGUGACACUAACAACCCAAUAUCAGAAUGCAUGAAAAUUUAGCAAGAGAUAAUCAUAAUUCAACAUAUUUCAUCCAGCUAUUGGAUUAGACCGAGUGUGACAUGUAUGAAUACUAGUUAUAGUGAGCCCAACUACACAACUAUAACAGGUCCAUGUAAUAAAAUUGGUAAAUCAAUAAGAAGAAUCACAGAAGAUAGCACAAGUAAGAAAAGAGCUUUAUGUUACACAGGAUGAAGAACCAGAACAUGGGAGAAAUUCAAGCUAACCCUGGCAUGAAUGCACAUGGAAGUGUGAAGUUGAUGCCUCUUGGUCUGAGGUGGAUGUUUGGAUGGGUCUGGGUUUUAUACUCUCCGAGGUGGAAAGAUAUAAUCCUCAUGGGAUAGAGGUGCAGUCCAAAAUCAAGAUCACCAUUAUAUGUUGAGGCUGAAUGUAGAUUGGGAUCCCGAUGCCGUAUUCUCAGAGUGGAGUUGGGCUGGCUGUCAACAGUUGGUGAAUAUUAACCAUAGGGACAAAGACUGGCCAUCUUUUGCAUCAGAGAUUGAUGAUAUUAAAGCCCUUUGUGUAAGCUUUCAAGAUCUUUAUAUCACUUAUAUAUCUCACUCUUUAAAUAUCUUUGCGGACACCUUAGCUAAAGAUCUCGAUCAGGAGAAUAAAGCAUCUUGUUUGUAGAAGUUAAGGUUCUUAGUUGGCUUGCUCAUGGAGCUGGCUUAAACGAACCAAUUUGAUUUUAUAAGAGAUGACAAAAAAACAUCGACUCAAGUCGACUCAAGUAAAAACUACACCGAACGAAUCAAGUCGGUAAAACCUCGUAUACAUUUAUAGUCGUGUUCAAUCUAGUAAAACUGAACCAAUUAGACCAAACCAGAAUAAAAUAGAGAAAGUGAUUUGAUUUUGGUAAUACUAUAUAAACCAUAUGAAUAUUAGUUUUUUAGAAACCAUAGAUAUCUUUAGAUUAUAAACCUAGAAAAUCGAUUAAUUAAAAUAUAAUAGUAUAAAAUAAUAUAGUUUGUAAAUUAUACAUCAUAAUUGAUAAUCUAUAUGUAUAAGUUAUUUUUUUGAUAUUUUAAAACAUUAGUGUUAAUAAUCUGUUAUUUCAUCUCAAGUUAAAAGUUAUUUUAAUUUUAUUUUUAUCGAAUUAAAUAAAAUACAAUUUUGUUCAAUUUUGUUCACUCUGAUAAUAUUUUGCUAAAUUUUAUUAUUUAAUAAUAUUAGAAUGUUAUCAAAAUUUUAAGAGGAAGUGUUAAUAUUUUUAUUAUUAUUUUUAUUUAAAAGUUAUUUAUAUUAAUAGUUAAACAAAAUAUAAAAAAAAUACUUAUUGAAAAGAUAAAGUACUAAAAAUAUCUUUGAUAUUAUGUGAAUCUGAUUUUAGGUUAGGGAAAUUGCAACCUGUGACUAAAAAAUAAAGUGUAAUUAAGAAUGAACUAAAAAACUGAAAACUCUAAUAGUAUUUCUAUAAUAUAUACUAUAUUUUCCUUACCUACCGGUUGAAAAAAGAACAAACAAGUUUUCUUUCUUCAUCAGUCACCGACAUGAAUUCUUCCAAAAUCAGAGUUGCCUUCUUUAUAUUGACCAUCACUGUUUCACCAACCACAACUUUUUCAUCAACACUUUUUCUUACGUAACCACCAUCAUCUCCUCCAUAAUCAUAUGCAUCACUCGGCCACCAUCACUGUAUUCACUACCUUACGAAAAGCCAAUUAAGAGAUCUGAAAAGAGAAAUUUGAUUGUUAGUCGCCGGAGAUCUUUAGUUGCCUUGUUAAAUGUGACGAUCUAACCGGUACAGAAAAAUACUGAGAUGAAUCAUGUGAGCAUGGUAAUAAUUAAUGAUAUGAUGAUCACCACCAUCUCUCACCACCAUCAUCAAUCACCACCUCUUCUGGCGUAACCACCACCACAUAUUUGUAUUGUAAUUUUCCGGUUGUACUAUGUACUAUGCUAUUUCGUUUAUUACUGUUCUAUUUUAAUAAUGUUUCAUAUUAUGUACUAUGUGCAUAUUUUGAUAUUUGGGUUAAGGUUAUAUUCGCUUUAAAGGUUUAGUUUACAGAGGAAGGUAUGGGUUGUGAACAAAGAAAAAAAAAAAAAGGUAUGGGUUGACGUUGGGUAAACGUUAGGAAUAUCAAAACUGUCUGUUUUGUUUAUUAGAUACAUCAGGUAACGCCGAGCUUCAGGAUGAUGAAUGGGACGAGAGCAAGGUACAUGAAUUCUACAAACGUCCAAUGCCCAAAUGGUUUUCUGAUGAGGCCUUUACCCUUGACAGUAAAAAGUAUUACGUGGUGCCAGAAUCAAAGCUGCAUGACAACGACUUGCUUCAACUUCUCAUGGAAGUCGCCUUCUACUCCAAAUCAGAUCGUUGUUUGGAUGCUUACCUACCCUUAGAGGUCAAGAAUGUUGUUGUGGAAACUUUUGAAGAUGAGCCUCGUGACAAGCUCAUGGCAAACAAUGCAAUCUUCUACCUAAGUUACAAGUGUUGCGCCGAUGCUUGUUCAACGCCUUUGGCUGGUGAUCACCUUUCCAUUGUAAGGAAAACCAUGGAUGGGAAGAAACCAGGCCACAUGAGUCUUGAAGUUGCUUUAACCAAAGAACAAGAAAAAAAGUAGACAUGUGGAUUAGUCUUUAAUCUUUAUAAUUUACUUUUGUCAUAUUAGCACGUUAUGUUUUCCAAACUUUUAUUAUCUACGUACGAUGUUGUUUAUGUUUCUUUGGACUAGAACGAGUUGAUUCAUAUUUGACCUC
Messenger RNA from Brassica rapa (field mustard), 4546 nucleotides. RefSeq names its product UPF0725 protein At2g20620-like. NCBI's taxonomy places the organism in Eukaryota, Viridiplantae, Streptophyta, Magnoliopsida, Brassicales, Brassicaceae. The record is from RefSeq and is a predicted model, not a curated record.